This is a messenger RNA of Marmota flaviventris (yellow-bellied marmot), 3103 nucleotides long. It is a transcript of the gene Trappc12, whose product is annotated as trafficking protein particle complex subunit 12. Gene Ontology annotation, molecular function: protein binding. Lineage: Eukaryota; Metazoa; Chordata; Mammalia; Rodentia; Sciuridae. Gene Ontology annotation, cellular component: Golgi apparatus; TRAPP complex. The record is from RefSeq and is a predicted model, not a curated record.
GCUGUCACGGUUCCUAUCGCCGCCUCCCCGACUUUGGUCUCCACAGACAAGCCCUGUCCCGGCCCCGGGCGGGUGGCAGGCAACAUGGAGAGUGCUAAAGAUGGUGACCACAGCAUGACCAAAGAGUCUUCUCCAGAGGUGGGAGCCAAGAGCAUCUCCAAGCAGGCAGCUCAGGAAGAGCAGGGGCAGCUUCUGUAUCAUGAGGAAACCAUUGAUCUUGGUGGAGAUGAGUUUGGGUCUGAAGAGAAUGUAACUGUGUCAGAAGAUUCUAACAACUUUGCAGAUAAGCUUAAUGAGCACAUGAUGGAGAGUGUCCUUAUUUCUGACUCUCCCAAUAACAGCGAAGAUGAUGUGGGUGACCUUGGCUGUUUGCAGGAUAUUGUGGAGCCCAUAGAAGACAACACUGAUCACAGACUGGACAAUAUCACAGAAAAAGAAGAAAUGGACAUUCUAAGUAAUGACAGUGAAAUUGAUGGAGAUGACACACCUAGAGAUGUUUCAGAUAUGACCCCUGAUAGCAGAGCAUCUUUGAAAGAAGACUCUACACAGGAAGAGGUGAAAGGCGUGCCCACUCUUGGGAACACUGGUGCAGAGGACUUGGUGCCCAGGGAUGAAAAUACUCACACAGAAGAGCAGGUGUCAGACAUGUCUUCUAGUCAGUCCUCUUCUAAGGAAGAGCCUGUGCCCAUGUGCACCAUUUUUAGCCAAUCAAAUUCAGCUCCUUCCCAGCCACACUUGUUUCUGCAUGAUGGCUUCGAGUCUCAGAUGGUGAAGUCUCCAAGUUUCAGCAGUGCGAGUGAGACCUCAGCCAAGACCCCUCCUCAGGUGGUCCAGCCCAGUCCAAGCCUGAGUAAAUUUUUUGGAGAUACAAUCAACACUAAUUCUUUGGCCUCUGACUUCUUUGAUUCCUUCACCACUUCUACUUUCAUUUCUGUCAGUAAUCCCAACGCAGGCUCCUCACUUGCUACCCCUGUGGGAGAAGAGUCCCCGGAUUCUGCUGACCCAUCUUACUCUGCAGGGGUGGAAAGAUCCGAAUCAGGUGUUUCUACAGCUUCUCUGGAAAUUCCUGAGUCUCCAAACCCUUUUUCACAGAUGCAGGCGGUAUUCGCAGGGAGUGAUGACCCUUUUGCCACAGCCCUGAGCAUGAGCGAGAUGGACCGAAGGAAUGAUGCAUGGAUUCCCAGCCAAGGGACCAAAGAUGUCCUGAUCUCGGUAGCAACCCAGCAGUACAGCACUGUGUUUAUAGACAAGGAGAACCUCACCAUGCCAGGCCUGAAGUUUGACAACAUUCAGGGAGAUGCAGUUAAAGACCUGAUGCUUCGCUUCCUGGGUGAGAAAGCUGCGGCCAAGAGGCAGGUCUUGAAUGCCAGCUCGGUGGAGCAGUCCUUCCUGGGCUUGAAGCAGCUCAUUAGCUGCAGAAACUGGAGGGCAGCAGUCGACCUGUGUGGACGCCUUCUCACAGCCCAUGGCCAAGGCUACGGCAAGAGUGGGCUGCCCACCAGCCACACAGCGGACUCGCUGCAGCUCUGGUUUGUGAGAUUGGCCCUGCUCGUGAAGUUAGGCCUUUUCCAGAAUGCCGAAAUGGAGUUCGAGCCCUUUGGAAGUCUGGACCAGCCCGACCUGUACUACGAGUACUACCCACACGUGUACCCUGGGCGCAGGGGCUCCAUGGUCCCCUUUUCUAUGCGUAUCCUGCAUGCAGAGCUGCAGCAGUACCUGGGCAAUCCACAGGAGUCCCUGGACAGACUGCACAGGAUCAAGACCGUCUGCAGCAAGAUCUUAGCCAACCUGGAGCAAGGUCUAGCUGAAGACGGGGGCAUGAGCAGCGUCACACCAGAGAGCCGGCAAGCCUCCGUUCAGCUGUGGAGGUCACGUCUGGGCCGGGUGCUGUACUCCAUGGCAAACUGCCUGCUCCUGAUGAAGGACUACGUGCUGGCUGUGGAUGCAUACCGCAUGGUCAUCAAGUAUUACCCAGAGCAGGAGCCACAGCUGCUGAGUGGCAUCGGCCGCAUCCUCCUGCAGAUUGGAGACAUAAAAACAGCUGAAAAGUAUUUUCAGGAUGUUGAGAAAGUAACACAGAAACUGGAUGGACUACAGGGUAAAAUAAUGGUUUUAAUGAACAGAGCCUUCCUUCACCUCGGCCAGAACAACUUUGCGGAAGCCCAUAGAUUCUUCACAGAGAUUUUGAGGAUGGAACCCACAAAUGCAGUGGCCAACAACAAUGCGGCUGUGUGUCUGCUUUACCUGGGCAAACUCAAGGGUUCCCUGCGGCAGCUGGAGGCCAUGGUCCAGCAGGACCCCAAGCACUACCUGCAUGAGAGCGUGCUCUUCAACCUGACCACCAUGUACGAGCUGGAGUCCUCGCGGAGCGUGCAGAAGAAGCAGGGCCUGCUCGAGGCCGUCGCCAGCAAGGAAGGGGACAGCUUCAACACACAGUGCCUCAAGCUGGCCUAGGCCCACCAGGGCAGGGCGUCCUGGCCCACACCAGUGACCUCUGUGCACGGUGAACACCGGGCACACGAGCUGCUGCCACUCUGCCAGGCUCAGUGCCGCCUUGCGCUGCAGCCAGGGCCACCGUCAGACCAGACGCUGCGCCAUUGGCCGACCUCCAGCCCCACAGUGCUGUGUGCCCACAAGGAGCCCUGGCUUCUUCCUGGAGGCUGCCCUCUUCAGUCACUCCUUGUAAGCCUCCCAGAGAGGAGCUAGAAGGUGUGAUGGCAGCUGUUCUCAUGGGAGGGUUGAAUAAAUCACGGUCCAGAUGCAGCAGCUCCACUCCCCUGUCUGCCUUGGCCCUCCCGCAGGCUUCACCCCCACCCGCCCCGCAGGCCGGCAGGCCUUGGCUACCUUGUGUUUGGUAACGCAGUGGUGGGAGAGGGCAAGGCACUGGCUACCUUCGGGAGGGGUGGGUAAGGAGCCCAGGUGCAGACCCCAGCAGACGGGCAGAGCUCUCGGGACCAGGCCCCGGGCACCCUGCACUUGGGCCUGAGAGCCAGGGCCUGUUCCUUAGUCUCCACUCUGAAGAACUUAAAAUUCUACACUUCACCAACCGACUUCCUUUAAGUGUCUAGUUUUUCUAAUACACUUAAAAAUAGAAUAACUUAAA